This is a messenger RNA of Agrilus planipennis (emerald ash borer), 1624 nucleotides long. Its product is annotated as probable cytochrome P450 6a23. Gene Ontology annotation, molecular function: oxidoreductase activity, acting on paired donors, with incorporation or reduction of molecular oxygen; heme binding; iron ion binding. NCBI's taxonomy places the organism in Eukaryota, Metazoa, Arthropoda, Insecta, Coleoptera, Buprestidae. The record is from RefSeq and is a predicted model, not a curated record. The transcript has 3 exons. Bases 47 to 1555 code for a protein of 502 amino acids.
UGUUUUGGUUUCGGUAUAAGCAGGUGCGUUAUUAAAAAUUAAAAACAUGGAAUCUAUAUUACUAUCAGUGCUAAUGACCAUACUAGCGACAUUGGGAAUGGGCAUUUUGUUAAUAUACAUAAUUUUUAAGCAAAGGUAUACGUAUUGGGACGAUUUCGACAUUGCCGUAAAACGCCCUCAGUUUCCUUAUGGAAGUCUGGGAAGCCCGUUUAAUAAAACCUCAUCCGCACAUACUGCAAUGGCAGACGUAUACAAAUAUUUUAAGAAAAACAAACAAAAACAAGGCGGAAUAUACGUAUAUUGUUCUCCACUUUAUGUAGCAAUAGAUCCUGUCAUUGUCAAGAACAUCCUUAUCAAAGAUUUCAACUAUUUCUCCGAGCGCCUUGCGUACUACAACAAAAAAAGUGAUCCCUUUAGUUUCACUAUACUGACCACGAGUGGUCAAGAAUGGAAAGAUAUGAGGACUAAAUUGACACCACUUUUCACAAUAAAUAAAUUAAAAACAAUGUUUCCUUUGUUGCAAAUUCAUAACGACAGAUUCGUGAAGAAAAUAGACGAUUAUGUAAAAAGAAUGGAGCCCGUUGAGAUAAAAAAUCUGGCGGGAUGCAUGAUAACAGAUAUUAUUGGAAGUUGCUCACUUGGAGUAGAAUGCAACAGCCUCGAAUAUCCUAACUGCAAUUUUAGAAAAUUUGGAAAACGGUUAUUCCAUUUCUCACUGUUUCGACUUCUAAAAGCAACAUUCAGCAGAGGUUUUCCUAAUUUGGCACGGUCUUUAGGACUGGUUGUAUUUCCCAGAGAUGUUUCACAUUUUUUUAUGAAAAUUGUGGAUGAAGUCGUUGAUUAUAGAAUCAAAAAUAAUAUAAAAUAUAACGAUUUCUUACAAUCGAUAAUGGAAUUGGAGAAAAGCGAAAAAGACGAGAGAGUUAAAAGAACUAAUAUUGCGGUGCAAUCAACGGUGCUCUUUAGCGCUGGUUUCGAUUCAACCUCGUCCACAUUAACAGAUGCCGUGUACGAACUUGGCUGUAAUCCUGAAAUACAAGAGAAACUGCGCAAAGAGGUGACAUCGGUUUUGGAAAGACAUAAUGGAGUAAUAACUUACGAGGCUCUUAUUGAAAUGGAAUACCUCAAUAGAGUUAUUGACGAAACAUUAAGAAAGUAUCCUGCCGUCUCUAUUCUGUUCAGAAAAUGUGCACAAGAUUAUCACGUAGAAGGUACCAAUAUAACAAUAGAAAAAGGGGUAAUAGCAUGUAUAUCAAUUUUGGGAAUACAUAUGGAUCCGGAAUAUUAUCCAAACCCGGAAGUGUUCGAUCCUGAACGUUUUACUGAAAUAAAUAAAAGUAAACGACCUCCUUGCACGUAUUUGCCGUUUAUCGAAGGACCCCGCAAUUGCAUAGCACUCAAAUUUGGAUUAUUACAAGUGAAGCUUGCAUUAGCAAAUAUUUUGAAAAAUUUUAAGUUUUCUAUUAAUUCGAAAACUGGAAUACCUGUAAUGGAUUCGAAAGCGUUUACAUACAGAUUUUCUAGUGAUAUAUACGUUGACUUUGAGAAAAUUUAAGCACAGAUGUACUAUUAACAAUCAUUAAUUAGUAAUAAGUAAAUAAAAAUAUAUUUAUAUAUGGUUGGU